UUCCGGAGGAGGACUUCAAGUAUGUCAUGUUUGACGACAACCUUGUGACUGUGUCUGAUGCUGGAAAGGAACUGGGAGAGUUUACUGUCACAGUUGAACCGACGCGCUACAAAGGGCUCGAGUGCUUCCUCAUCCAUGCAAACAGCCAUGGCUCGAUUGAUGGUGUCCCCUGCGGUACCUCCAUUGUGUGUCAUGUUUCAAAGUGUCUGGAAACUCUGGAGCAGCAGCACCAUGAAUAUGUGAAGCUCGACAACUGCCCUCUGGAUCGAAAGACAUUUUUGGUGAGACACAGCGAUGGCUACACAAUAAAUCGGGUCAUUACUCAAGGGGAGGAUGUACAGAGAACGACAAAGAACAUCCCUGUGGACCAAAUGAAGGGUUUCAUUUCAGAAGGAUCAAAUCUUUUGCUUCAUCGUCUCCUUAUAGAGAAACCUAUGGACCAUGAUUUACAGUUCAUUUCAUUUGAUUCCGACACCAAUUUAUGUCCUGCAGUUUAUAAAAAGCUGGAUGGACGCACUCAAACUGUGGAAGAUGUUGAGUUGAGAGUCUAUGGCAUUGAGAGAACCAUCCAUUCUACCUUUGACUUGCCUACAACUUGGCAGUCAUAUUUCAUGAAUGAUGGUCAUUUGACGAACCGUGUGCAAGUUGGCUCCCCUGUGACGAUGAAGCUGGCCAAGGUACCCAUGAGGAUAGAGAGAGAUGAAGAGACCCCAAAGCCUGUAUUUGAGAAAAAAGACUUGAACUGGGAGGAAGAUAUGCAACUCCAUUCUAAAUUCCUGGAUAGGAAGGAGGAGUUAAAAGGUGAUCACGCGACGUACAUGCGGCACCACCCAGAAUUACGGGCCCUGCUAGCGGAUUUUCUACAGUUUCUGCUGCUAAGGAAGCCAGAGGAUGUGAUAGCUUUUGCUGCUGAUUAUUUCUCCGCAUUCUCCACCUCCAUGCCUGAUCCCUCACCGUACCUGGCUUCCAAUGCUCCCACCCCGUUCCCAGCUAGUCGCAAAAAUACGAGAAUUGAUGAUCUAAGGGCCCCAACAAGAUAAAGGUGUUCUCGAUAACUGGCGUUCUCAGAGUGUCUCGCUCUCUGUGGAAUGGAUGUUCAUUGUCCAGGUGGUUCCAAGUUCUCGGAUAGCUGUAUAAUGCUCCUUUCAGUUUUGUCCUGUCUGAAACCCUCGUAACAAUUGCAUUGAUUGCGUUUGUUUAGAAUAAAGCCUAUGCAGUGCUAACUUACAGCUCUGAAGAUUGUGUAAAGGAUUACCGAAAGCUGUUUUGUUGUGUAAAAGAUAUUGUUGGUUCCUUUUUUGCUACUUUUCAGUGAAAAUCUCCAGUAUUUUUGUCUCCGCUCCAGUGGAAGUUAAGAUCUUUAUGUGUUUGUGGGAGUGGGGUAUUUAAGAAGACUUUUCUUACAGUUUACCUUGAUAUUAUUUAGCCAGGAACCAUUACUUUGUUGUUUGUUUUUUUAUGACAUGUGAAAAAUAGUGCUCAAAGAUCAAACAAAUAAUACCCUCAUUAUGCAAGAACAACAUUUUUCACAGUCCUCUCCUAUCUCAUGGAGUGAAAUUAGCAUAGUGGCAUCAUUUCUACAAUAAAAUAGAUGGGGAAGGGGGGUAAAAGUCUUGAUGGCACAGCAGAAGAUAUUCAGAGACUUCUCCGGCGAGCAAAGAUAUCGCAUAUAUAGCCAAUAAAACUGUCACAGAUCAAUUAUGUUCAAGAAAAUUUCAAACAUAACUCCAAAAUA
Aplysia californica (California sea hare) is the source of this 1735-nucleotide messenger RNA. RefSeq names its product ciliogenesis-associated TTC17-interacting protein. Lineage: Eukaryota; Metazoa; Mollusca; Gastropoda; Aplysiida; Aplysiidae. Gene Ontology annotation, biological process: cilium organization; actin filament polymerization. The record is from RefSeq and is a predicted model, not a curated record.